UCAAGUGUGAAGGUUUCCCGCGUAUCGAGUAUCUCCCAUUCAGGCGAAACGUCUUAGCUCAUUCGACUAGUUAACGCCGGACGGUACAGAGCAGGCUUGAUACACCAGCCAUAAGGCCUAGACUACGCGCGCGCGCUCCGAUUGAGCUCGGGAGGGUAGGGCCAUAAACACCGACAGCAUCACUGUAACACGUACAACACACACAUACACACAGAGAUACACAAACGAACAGACAAACACAUGGCGAUACACGCAGAUGUAUAAGUGAUGUCUUUAUUUGUAUAUUAUUUUUCCCUACGUCUUGGGGUCUCGAGUACUAAGUGCUUCAAGGCGCGCGUGUGAGCAGAGUCUAGUCGCGAGACGUAGUAGGCAAUACAGUGCGAUUAGUAUCAAACGGAUAGUGUUUAAGUGCGAUACGGGGUCCUAGCGUUCUUGUCAAGCAACGCCUGUAAAAGCUUUCACCGUAUGUCAAACCCAACAUCUAGACAGGUUUAUAUUUGUCGGAAACGGUGUGCAAACCACAGUCAAGGUAAGAUGGCCACAAUGCCGAAUGUUUGGCUAUCGUUGGCAACAGUGAUCCUAGCCACGAUGCACGGUAUACCGGCGACGGCAAACCGAGAACACAAGGUUCACAAUAUAGUGCUUUACCCGAACAAACAGUCCUGGUGUACGACGCGUAACAUUAGUCAGGUUAUAACGGAACCGGGCUGCAAGCAGGUUACGAUCGAUAACAAUGUGUGUGUGGGUGCCUGUUUUAGCUACUCGAUACCGCACACGGAACCGUCCGAUCCGGGCGAAAUAAUAGGACCGUACUGCGACUCCUGUCAACCGUCGGAUGUGUCGUACGUUUUCGUAAAGGUGGAUUGUACGGAAAAUGCGAACAUGAAGAAUCCCUACCUGUACAAACAGGUACAGCUGAUACACAACUGCACGUGUACGGCGUGUGACGAACAGUCGACACAUCGGUCUACUCCUACCAGCAACACGCGCGAUCUGUCGGAUGGUUCACAGGAGCAUGGACUUGGUUCUGGGGAGCAGCUUCACCACCAUCAGGCAUCGUUGGUGUUGGAUAAGGAUCAGGAUAUGAUACCGAUCGAGCAUCAGCCACAUCGUGUGCCUUCGCACACGAAGCACAGCGCCGGGGGGGUUAGUGUAGGAUCCGACGAAACACCUGCAGAUAGUGACAUGAUACAGGACGACAUACCGGAGAUACUGGAGGUGGUCCAUUACAGUGAAAAUGAUACCGAACCGAUACGUCACACGCCGGUGCAUGAUUUACAGUCACCGAACAGUGGUACGACGUAUAUGGAGCAGCAGCAGUUGAACCAUUACGAGCAUAACAGUCACACGGACAAUGUGAAGAAGCUGUUGCAUCAGAAAAUCGUGAAGUUGCUGCGUUCGAUCGAGGAAACGAACUCGCAGUCGGAUCGGGAACAGCUGAUCGAGAUGAUCAGGCUGAUUAAAGGUACGAGCGAUCGCAACUGGGAUGAGCUGGUUGAAAGCUUACAGUCGGAAAACUCCAUCCUUGACUUUAACCGGCUGCGGUCCGAGCUGGUCGAGGACGAACCAUUGAACGUACCAUCGUUCGGUGGAACCGAGGCAGUUGAUACCGGUGAGGAAGCGGGCAAGCAACACGCUGACCCGGAAAGUGCGGAAAGUUUGGCAAGAAAGAAACAUUCCUCCACGCCGGAGUAUGCCGAUCACCAGCGAUUGAUGCAGCAUCAGUACGAUACAUUGCGUCACCGGGCGAAUCAUCUGCACGAGCAUGCUUCUACCGGGUCGAAGGAAACGAUUGGUGAUGCGGACAAAUCCACACAAGAGUCACACACACCGGCUGAAACCGGUACACCGGUACGGUCACACCAUCACGCACAUCAGCACCAUCUGGUGGGCGAACGUAUCGAUGCACAUCAUCAUCUCGGGCGGGGACCGCACGGUGCGCUCGUAAUACAGGCGGAUCGGGACGAUCUGGAAAUACACCGGAGCAUUCAGAACGGGCACGAAAUCAAGGAAAAGAUCCACAUUCAAGCGCACGAGCUAAAACCCAACCAUGCCGGUACGGUCGUUACGUACGACGGGCAUGUACCGGUGCCGACAGUAACGUCCGACGUUGGCUCGGUAAGCGUAGGGGAAACGGAAAACAGAGGACACCAUUUCCAAACACCUCAUAUGCAUCCGAGACAGCAUGCGCAGGGUCAUGGUGGUCAUCACAAUGCGAUGCGUGGCCAUGGACAUCACGAAAACGAUCGGCACGGGCAUCACAAUCACGACCAUACCAAUGCGGACCAUGGAUCGCAUCCAAGCAAGCCACAUGCAGCGGCCAGCGUAACGGUGGGUGAUAUCGAACAAUGAGAUGCACCCUCCCUAGAAGGGCGGAACUUACUCUACCAUGUACCACUUACUUGCACCAUAUUAAAAACUUCCAUAAGGCAAUAUAAAGACAUGUCAAGGAAACGCAAACAAAAAACAAAAAAUAGGACCAACUAAUCUACUGUGCGUUACAUUUAUCGUGGAUUGUAAGCCCAUUUACCUAAUUAGCUACAUUUUAAAUCUCUAGUCGCUAGUGGGGGUUUUUUUUCUGUGACUAGUAUACGUGACUAGUAUAUGCGGAUAGGAUUUCGAACAACAGUGUACCUAAGUUUAUCAAAAAAGAAAUGGAAAACUAAUUUAGUUGAUAGGAUUUUAUUUUUGUUUUUAUUCAACCACAUUCAUAUGGCAAACAAACCGGCAUUAAAGCAGACAACCGUAAGAAAAAAAAAGACGAACAAAAUUGAAACAACAAACUCAAAAGGAAUCUCGUAAAUUGUACCAAGUAAAAAUAGUGUAAGAACAUGAAUGGGGGAAAACAAAACAAAACAAUCGUACAUCAAAUUUGUUUCAAUAUUUACACGGUAAUGCUAAUGAGUAGCAAACGCAUUACUCUAUAAUUAAUUGUACCUUUCAGGCAAAUUUGUUACAAAAAAAACACACAUUUAUGAAAACAAUAA
Molecule: messenger RNA, 2987 nt
Organism: Anopheles funestus (African malaria mosquito)
Lineage: Eukaryota; Metazoa; Arthropoda; Insecta; Diptera; Culicidae
Exons: 4
Coding region: 466-2352 (628 amino acids)
Biological process (GO): animal organ morphogenesis
Molecular function (GO): BMP binding; receptor ligand activity
Source: RefSeq, a predicted model, not a curated record